This is a messenger RNA of Andrographis paniculata, 1575 nucleotides long. RefSeq names its product organic cation/carnitine transporter 3-like. Gene Ontology annotation, cellular component: membrane. The transcript has 2 exons. The record is from RefSeq and is a predicted model, not a curated record. Bases 1 to 1575 code for a protein of 524 amino acids. Gene Ontology annotation, biological process: transmembrane transport. Lineage: Eukaryota; Viridiplantae; Streptophyta; Magnoliopsida; Lamiales; Acanthaceae. Gene Ontology annotation, molecular function: transmembrane transporter activity.
AUGUCCGAUCCUAACACACAAUCCCUCCCGCCGACGUUGGAGGAGACGAUCGAAUACUACAUCGGAGACUUCGGAUGGAAGCAACUCUUACAGUCGACGUUCAUUUCCCUGGCGUGGUUCUUCGACGCUCACCAGACAUUCAUCACCGUAUUCACCGACACACACCCCAAAUGGAGCUACCGGAAUACGGUCUCUGGCGCCGUCGCCGGCCACUGUAAUAACGUGAAGUGCAGCGCCGAUAUAUGCAAACUGUCGCCGGAGGAGUGGUCGUGGGACCUGCCGGCGUCCACCUCCGUCGUGUCGGAGUGGUCGCUCCUCUGUGCCGGCCCCGCCGUGAUCCGCGGCCUGCCGGCGUCGGCGUUCCUCGUUGGAUCGAUCGUCGGCGGGAUGGUCCUGGCGAUUCUCGGCGACUCGUCGCUGGGGAGGAAGAAACUGCUGGCCAUGUGCUGUUUGAUAAUGUCCGUCAGCGGCGUCCUCGCGUCGCUUUCCGACAACAUUUGGAUGUACUCCGGUUUAAGAUUUCUCAGCGGCCUUGGCCGCGGCGCAAUCGGCGGCUCCGCCAUUGUCCUAGCGAGCGAGCUCGUCGGAAAACGGUGGCGCGACCGCGUCGGAAUCGUGGGAUUCUUCUGCUUCUCAUUAGGGUUUUUAUCUCUUCCGGCAAUCGCUUUCCUCCUCAGAGGACAUUCGUGGAGAUUAAUGUAUCUCGCCACGUGUAUCCCCGCCGCCGUCUAUUCAUUAAUUGUCUACUUCUGCGUCCACGAGUCGCCGCGGUGGCUGUUUAUACGAGGAAGGAAGGACGAAUUUCUGAAAACCCUAAAAAGCUUAUCGUGCAGUAAUCGGGGCAAAAAAUCUUUGCCGGAGCUGCCGCCGGAGAAUUUACAGGGAGACAAAAACGACGCCGUUUGCUUGAUGCUUUUCAAAAAGAGCUGGGCGGCGCGCCGCCUGAUGACGGCGGUGGUGGUCAGCAUCGGAAUUGGGAUGCCGUACUACGGAAUGCCGUUGGCUUUGGGGAGCCAAUCGUUUAAUUUGUACCUGAGCUCGGCGCUAUCCGCCGUGUCGGAGAUCCCGGCGUCGCUGCUGUCGUUUUAUAUGAUCGGAAAAUUUCGCCGGCGGGGGUCGGUGAUGGGGCUGUGUGUGCUGAGCGGGACCUGCGUUGUGGGGAGCGUUUUGGCGAAGGGCCGGGAGUUGAAGGGACUGCAAUUAGGGUUACAGCUGGCGAGUUUUUUCGGCAGCUGCGCCGCCUUCGACAUGAUGGUGAUUUACACGUUGGAGCUUUUUCCGACGUGCGUACGGAGCAUGGCGGUGUCGGUGGCGCGGCAGGCGAUGGUUUUGGGCGGGGCGAUAAGUCCGGUGCUGGCGGCAGCGGCGGCGGAGAGGAGGAACGCGUGGCUGAGCUACGGCGUUUUCGCGGCGGCGAUUUUGGCCUCCGGCGUAUGCGUCGUCGGGUUGCCGGAGACGAGGGGGCGGGCGCUGUCGGACACCAUGGACGAGGAGGAGUGUAAGAAUAUGGAGGCGGAGGAGAUGAUGAUUUAUGGCGGGUCCCGGGAACCGGAGGGCCAGAAGGGUGGUGCGUGA